This is a messenger RNA of Branchiostoma belcheri (Belcher's lancelet), 354 nucleotides long. Its product is annotated as contactin-associated protein-like 4. NCBI's taxonomy places the organism in Eukaryota, Metazoa, Chordata, Leptocardii, Amphioxiformes, Branchiostomatidae. Bases 70 to 354 code for a protein of 94 amino acids. The record is from RefSeq and is a predicted model, not a curated record. The transcript has 3 exons.
GUGAGAGCUUUAGUGAACCAGUCAAGUCUCUGCAAACAGCUCAUCAAGUAUGAAUGCCAUAAUUCACUGAUGUGGACCGCGGCUGGUCCCCCAUCCGCCUGGUGGGUGACUUGGGACGGUCGCCAGGCUGACUACUGGGGAGGUGCCAGUCCUGGGAGUGGGAAAUGUGGCUGUGGACAAACAGGUUCAUGCAGAAGGUGUUACUGCGACAUCAAUGAUAACAGAUGGCGUUCAGAUUCUGGGUACCUGACCCACAAGAAUGACCUGCCGGUCACCCAGCUCAGGUUUGGGGAUACUGGGAGUGGUCACGAACAAGGCUAUCACACCCUGGGGAAACUCAUCUGCUACCCAUGA